Molecule: messenger RNA, 1874 nt
Organism: Brienomyrus brachyistius
Lineage: Eukaryota; Metazoa; Chordata; Actinopteri; Osteoglossiformes; Mormyridae
Gene: pigk
Product: phosphatidylinositol glycan anchor biosynthesis, class K
Exons: 11
Coding region: 45-1223 (392 amino acids)
Biological process (GO): attachment of GPI anchor to protein; proteolysis; protein localization to cell surface
Cellular component (GO): GPI-anchor transamidase complex
Molecular function (GO): GPI-anchor transamidase activity
Source: RefSeq, a predicted model, not a curated record
CGGUAUGACACCGGAACUGAGGUCACUUCCGCGGUGUCGUAAAGAUGGCGGCCAGUCAGUAUCUGUUCUUCUGUCUCAUUGUAGUGUUAAAUGGUUUACUUUUGUACCUUCAACCCGCCUGUAGUAACGACAUAGAGGGAAAAGCAGGUCAGUUCUUCAGCAGCGGCCACACGAACAACUGGGCUGUUCUGGUGUGCACCUCCCGAUUCUGGUUUAACUACAGGCAUGUGGCCAACACCCUCUCAGUGUACAGAAGCGUUAAGAGACUGGGCAUUCCAGACAGCCACAUAGUGCUCAUGCUGGCUGACGACAUGGCCUGUAACCAUAGAAACCCCAAGCCAGCCACCGUCUUCAGCCACAAGAACAUGGAGCUGAAUGUGUACGGGGAUGACGUGGAGGUGGAUUACCGUGGCUACGAGGUGACAGUGGAGAAUUUUCUCCGUGUUCUGACAGGCCGGCUACCGCCCAGCACCCCGCGGUCCAAACGCUUGUUGUCCGAUGACCGCAGUAAUGUCCUCAUUUACCUGACGGGUCACGGGGGAAAUGGCUUCCUGAAGUUCCAGGACUCGGAGGAGAUCAGCAACGUGGAGCUGGCGGAUGCCUUCGAGCAGAUGUGGCAGAAGAGAAGGUACAACGAGGUUCUCUUCAUCAUCGACACGUGCCAGGGAGCCUCCAUGUACGAGAGGUUCUACUCACCCAACCUCCUGGCUCUGGCCAGCAGCCAAGUGGGCGAGGACUCCCUGUCUCACCAGCCGGAUCUGGCCAUCGGCGUGCACCUCAUGGACCGGUACACCUUCUACCUGCUGGAGUUCCUGGAGGACAUCCACCCUGCCAGCCAGGCCAACAUGAACGACCUUUUCAAGGUGUGUCCCAAGAGCCAGUGCGUAUCCACGCCCGGCCACCGCACAGACCUCUUCCAGAGAGACCCCGGCAGCGUGCUCAUCACAGACUUCUUCGGGAGCGUCCGUAAGGUGGAGAUCACCAUGGAAUCGAUCAACCUCACCUCUCCCAUUGUCCCAGAGGAGCCUGAACCGCUGCCGCCUGAGCUGCUGUCGGAGCCCCAGCUCCACGUUGACCAGCUUCCCGUCGCCGAGAUCAUCCACCAGAAACCCAAGCAGAGGGACUGGCACCCCCCCGACGGCUUCAUCCUCGGCCUGUGGACCCUCAUCAUCCUCAUCUUCUUCAAGACCUAUGGCAUCAAGCACCUCAAGCACAUCUUCUGAGCCUCGCGGGGGUGCUCGUGCAGGGGGACCCGGCACGUUUCCUGGAAGGAGCUCAGCCGGGAGCAAUGUCACCAUGGAGACGAACUCUGCCUUGUGAUGUGUGUGAGAUUGGUGUGUGUCUGCAGGUAGCAUGACUGCACUGUCACGCCCGUGAUGCUGUGUGUGUGUGUGUGUGUGUGUGUGUGUGUGUGUGUGUGUGUGUGUGUGUGUGUGUGUGUGUGCGUGUGCGUGCGCUGUCAGGAAAAGGGCUGAUUCGGCCCAGAAUGACCAGGCUCCCACGCUGCUGAAGGUGACAGCUGACUGUGUGUCUGUUUCCGUGUCCCUGCAUUGUCCCCUGAAUCCCCUUCCCUGCAAACUGCGGUCUAAGUACAGGGAAUUUCAGGAGCUCCGUUGGGUUGCCCCCCCCUCUUCAGACCCACUGUAACGUCCUCUACUCCAGCUGCUGAUGUCCUGUAAGCCCUCUCGAUACGGCGAGGCGCCGGUCUGACCUGCAGCUGUAGCCACAGCAGUAGUAAUUCCUGCGGAGGGCGGGGCUUGUCUGUCCUGUUACGGCCCCAGUGUUCCUGCAGCUCCCCUGUGGCAUGUUUGACCUGAAGUCUAUCCAGAAUGUGCUAGUAAAAGGUUUGAUUAAAGCAAAGGAUGUUAAAGGUG